UUUCAUUCCAGCCCAUUUUCAUCUCUGAAACCAAGUCGACACACCAUCAACCAAGGAGCUCCCUAGGCCAUCGUAGGAAACAGAGAACACCGCCCCCAGGCCGUCGCAGGAGCAUACGACACCACCCCCAAAGAGGCAAAGACGUCGCCGUCACCUCUGGGACAGGGUAGAUAGACUGCCGCUGCCGCCCUCACCCAUGUCUUCUUCCUACGCCUCCCCUCUGACCACUGUCAAGGUCGUGGCUGUGGCAAUUUCGCCGCCGCCGCCGUCGCCGCCCUAUUUUGGGCUAGGAUCUGGUGGUGUUGGGGCUGUUGGGGCUCGAGUUAGGCAGGUAGGUGGUUGUUUGGGCGGCUCUGGGGUCACGUGGUGCGGCGGUGUAGUGGUGGAAUGCGGCAAUGGCGUGACAGUGGUGGUAGAAUGUGGUGUGGCGUGGAAAUUUACCGGAGUGCGGUGGCCGGAGCAAUUUGUAAGUCAUUGUGAAAUUGUUGCUACAAAGAUGUCACCACAAACUUUUCACUGUGGUCGGUGGUGGCCGGCGGCGGUGGUCAGAUGGCGAAGAUGUCACUGUGGUGUGUGGUUAGAGGUUGGGGCUCACUAUAGAGUUGUCAAUGUCGAGUUGUCACUGUGACUGGCGACAGUGACCGGCGAUGUUGGCGGCGGCCUGUGGCGGCGGUGGUGACCGACGACGUUGGCGGCGACCUGUGGUGGUGGCAGUGGACCGUAACUUUGGAAAUAUCACCGUGGAAGUAUCACUAUGGACGUGUCACUGACUCACUGUGGAACCGUAACUGUGACCGGCAACAAUCACCGGUCGGCGGCGAUCCCUGACCGGUGGCGGGUUGGUGUCACUACGGCGGAUGUCACUUUGGGGGUGUGACUGUGGCGGGUCAUGUAACUAUAAGACAAAGUAACUACAAAGUAGG
This is a messenger RNA of Cuscuta epithymum, 923 nucleotides long. The record is from the annotation of a GenBank genome assembly. Lineage: Eukaryota; Viridiplantae; Streptophyta; Magnoliopsida; Solanales; Convolvulaceae.